Molecule: messenger RNA, 557 nt
Organism: Plectropomus leopardus (leopard coralgrouper)
Lineage: Eukaryota; Metazoa; Chordata; Actinopteri; Perciformes; Serranidae
Source: RefSeq, a predicted model, not a curated record
UAAAAAUGUCGUUGAAAGCAGAAAAACAUCAACCUGGACGCCGUGUGUUUCUGCCGCUCGUCAUUUUCAGGCCCCUGACAGUCUGUGGCCCCCUGUGUUAACCGGCCUGUGUUUACUGGCCCCUGCAGGUCCCCCGAUGCCCCCCCUCAGCACCCGGGUCAGCGACCGCGCCGCCGUGGUUACCAAGUCCUCCAUCUUCUUCAGGUUCAACUGCAGCUGGUUCAGCGAUGUCAACGGAGCCAUCAAGUUCUUCACCGUGCUGGUCUCUGAGUCUGACGGUGUCGGCGAGGAGCAGCCAGAGCAGCAGCACCCGCUGCCCUCUUACCUGGACUACAGGUCCAAUAGCUCCGUUAAAUCCUACCAGACCAGCUACUUCCCCAGCCGCUGCACCGAGGGCCCCGACAGCGGCUCCCGCAGCUUCGACAUCACCCUGGGGACCGGGAUGGACUCUCUGGGGGGCCCCUGUGAUCCAGACACCGGCAGAGACCUGAAGCUGUUCUGUGACGGGCCCCUGAAACCCAAAACUGCCUACAGGUUCUGAAUGCAUCACAGCAUAC